AUGGCAAGCUCCUCGUCUAAGCGGCACAAGAGGAGGGCUACCUCCCCUAUCGACACAGAGAGUCUUGUCGACGAGUUGAUCGCUCACCACCCCAAGCGGCAGCGAUACUCGGCAAAGGCACCUGCUCCGAAGGGCCCGAAGGCAUCGUUCAAGACUGCUCGACUUGAGACGAAUGCUGGUCUCAAACAGAAAGGGAAGGGUGUCGCCAAGAGCUCUGGCUCGUCCAAGGCAAAGGCUCAGCUGCCAGCUUCAGGAUCUGCGACUGCUGGUCAAAAGGCUUUGUCUUCGUCAUCAGCAAAGUCAGUUGCAAAGCCCUACCCCAUUGGCCGAGUCUUGUUGCUGCCACAUGGGUUAAAUAACGAGGGCGAGAUUCGCAUCAACAAGCUCUCUGCGAGCGACAUGAAGAUGUUCAAACGAUGUGGACUUGCUAAGUCAGGUGCUCCAGAUGGUGGCGAACUCUUCAUCAAGCCCAACACCGACUGGUUUGAUGUGGACGACCUCCUUAAGUCUUUGUUCCCUGCUUACUACGACUGGCUGAAAGCAGAGGGGACCUAUGAGGAGACGACGCACCACUGGAAACUGGUUGAGAAGACUGGUCGGAGGCUGGCAGUCGUGUUCCUUGACGACAUGAAGCCCCUCAGCUUUGUCGACCUCUGCACUGCUGUUCACAAUCGCAAUGGCAGUUGGAUUGAGCGAACCUGGUGCUUUGUGACACCUCGGCCAGUACCGACCAAGGUCUGGAAGUCGUGGUGUCGCCCUCAGGAUGUUGCUCCCAAUGUCCCUGUGGUGGAAGAUGGCAACGAGGAGGAAGCCAAGGCCAGUGCGACCAGUGAGCCUGAGAGUGAAGGUAGCGAUGCUGGGUCAGAGUUGGGUAGUGAUGCUGGGUCAGAGUUGGGUAGCGAUGCUGGGUCAGAGUUGGGUGACGACGACAAUACUGCAACAGAAUCAGCUAGCGAGUGGGGUGAUGACGAACCAUUGUCUCAGCUAAAGAGUAGUCGUAAGCUCAAGAGAGCUGUCGAUAACAUGGAGAGCAGUUUCUCGAGCUUCACCCUGAAAGAGCCAAGGGCAUCGACGUCGGCUGCUGGCUCUGGAGUCGCUUCGGGCUCAACUAGCUCAGCUGCGACUGGGACAUUGCAGGGCCCAAUCGAGAUCAGCUCGUCCGACGAGGAUCCAGGUAAUACCUUGGGCGAGCCCCCAUUCACACAGCAAAGUCCAUCACCUGUGCAAGCAACUCGGAUCACUCGCUCUGCAACAGCAACUCAGCCACAAGUACUCAUCACUCGGGAUGUGAUUGCUGGCGACCCUUGGGCUUAG
Molecule: messenger RNA, 1314 nt
Organism: Rhodofomes roseus
Lineage: Eukaryota; Fungi; Basidiomycota; Agaricomycetes; Polyporales; Fomitopsidaceae
Exons: 8
Coding region: 1-1314 (437 amino acids)
Source: RefSeq, a predicted model, not a curated record